Paramecium tetraurelia is the source of this 396-nucleotide messenger RNA. RefSeq lists its product as uncharacterized. The record is from RefSeq and is a predicted model, not a curated record. Lineage: Eukaryota; Ciliophora; Oligohymenophorea; Peniculida; Parameciidae. The transcript has a single exon.
AUGCGAAAAUCAUAGAAAACAGGGUCUCAGUAGCAUAUUAAAAAUAUAUUGACACCUUUGAUAACCUAAUAAAAUUCAGGUAGUCCAGACUAGUCUUUAGGAAAUAGAGCACCAUACAAAAUGGGACGGAGAUCAUCAUUGAUUGAAUUGCAUAGAGUUGAAAGUGAAUCAAUAAAAUUACGACCACAAAGAGUGUUGUAAGUAGUUAAGGAUGCUAAGAAACAACUUCUGUCUCAAUAGAAUCCUAGACCUGAGAAAAAAGUAAAACCUAGAGUAGAGACAUCGGAAUGCUAAUAUAGAGGAUUAGAUUUUACUUUUGCCUAGAACUUUUCAAAUAAGUAGAUAAUUUUGAAAGAAUUCUCAACUAAUGGACUUAGAAAAAGAUUCUUUGUUUGA